This is a messenger RNA of Periconia digitata, 2589 nucleotides long. The record is from the annotation of a GenBank genome assembly. NCBI's taxonomy places the organism in Eukaryota, Fungi, Ascomycota, Dothideomycetes, Pleosporales, Periconiaceae.
UCAUCUUUGGGCAUAGCUCGAGCUUCAAGAACCCCUCUGCCCAACGCCUCGUCACCACUCAUCAUGACUACCGCCAAGACCGUCGUUGAUUUGACGCAUGGAUGGACCUUCAAGCAAGCCGAUGAUAGCUCAGACGACGCUUGGUUGCCCGUGAAGCGCGUACCCACCAAUGUCCACUUGGAUCUCAUACAUCACCAAAGGAUUCCUGAUCCCUUCCUUGGUUUCAACGAACUCGAAGCCGAGUGGGUAGCGGAUAAAGCAUGGGUAUACAAAGUGACGCUCCCACGCGUCGACCCGUCGCAGCUCCUUCGGGAUGACACUGUCCAUGUCCUCGCUUUCGAUGGGUUGGAUACGUUUGCAACUGUUCGCCUCAACGGGAAAACGGUACUGGAGAGCGAUAACAUGUUCGUGCCGCACCGCGUGCCCAUCACCAACAAGCUCGCAAAGGACACCGACAACGUGUUGGAGAUUGAGUUCAAGUCGGCGAGACUGGAGGCAAUCAAGAUCAAGGAAGCUCAUCCGGAGCACAAGUGGGUUGGUUUCAACGGCGACAUGUCGAGGCUUGCGGUGAGGAAAGCGCAGUACCACUGGGGUUGGGAUUGGGGACCAAUCUUAAACACGUGCGGUCCAUGGCGAGCCGUGCGAUUAGAAACAUACGAGUCGAGAAUUUCUGAUUUGCGCGUUGACUACGAGCUCUACGAUGAUCUUCGGUCUGCCAGGGGUGAUAUAUCAGUAAAGGUGGAAGGCCCAUCAGCCAAGGAAAUGUUAUUCGAAGUCCGAUACGGAAAAGACGUGGUCUUUCAAGAAUCUGCAACCGUGCAGGACGGCGAGGCUCGAAUCAACUUCCACGUGGGCAGCGUGCAACUGUGGUACCCGCACGGCUAUGGAAAGCAGCCCCUCUAUACGGUGACGGCAAUCGCAUCUGCAGCUGGCACGAAACUUGACGAAGCCACGCGACGAGUGGGAUUCCGCAAAGGUGAACUUGUGCAGGAACCGGAUGAAGUCGGCAAGACGUUUUUCUUCCGCAUCAAUGGAAUCGAUGUCUUCUGCGGAGGCUCUGAUUGGAUCCCGGCAGAUUCGUUCACGCCCAGGGUGACAGAGGAUAAAUAUCGAAAGUGGCUGGAAAUGAUGAUUGAUGGUUUCCAGGUCAUGAUCCGCAUCUGGGGUGGUGGUAUAUGGGAGGAAGACGUAUUCUACGAUUUGUGCGAUGAGCUGGGUAUUCUCGUGUGGCAGGAUUUUAUGUUUGGCUGUGGAAAUUAUCCAGCCUUCCCCAGAAUCUUGCAGUCGAUACGGGAUGAGUGCACUGCCAAUGUGGCCCGGCUUCGACAUCAUCCGUCUGUUGUCAUCUACGCUGGCAACAAUGAGGACUAUCAAGUGCAGGAAUCGUUUGGUCUAACAUACAACUACGAGGAUAAAGAUCCCCAGAAUUGGCUCAAGACAGAUUUCCCGGCUAGGUAUAUCUAUGAAAAGCUGUUACCCGAGGUCGUGUCCGCCGAAAGCCCCCAUGUCGCGUACCACCCCGGAAGUCCAUGGGGAGAUGGCCUGAAGACGUCGAAUAAGACGGUUGGUGACAUGCAUCAAUGGAAUGUGUGGCAUGGUACGCAGGAAAAGUAUCAGAUCUUCGAUACGUUAGGAGGGCGAUUCAACAGCGAAUUUGGCAUGGAAGCCUUCCCGCACAUCGACACGAUCAAACACUACUGCACGGACUCAACGCAACUAUACCCACAAUCGCAUAUGCUUGACUUCCACAACAAAGCAGACGGACAUGAGCGACGGAUCGCCACGUAUUUGGUGGAAAAUUUUCGGACACAGACUGAUCUUGAGGCAUUCAUUCACUUGACACAGCUUUCGCAGGCCGAGGCGCUGAUGUUUGGGUACCGUGGAUGGCGACGACAGUGGGGUCAGAAGCGGUUGUGCGGGGGCGCGCUUGUAUGGCAGCUGAACGACUGCUGGCCCGUCACAUCGUGGUCGAUUGUGGACUACUUCUUGCGCAAAAAGCCCGCCUACUACGCCAUGCGGCGGGUCUUGGCGCCUGUGGCCGUGGCGGUAAAACGUGCGCAUCAUGACUGGAGCGUGGUUCAUGCUCGAGCACCCAAGACGAGCGAUUACGAGCUGUGGGUCGCGAGCAGUCAAGGCGAGGAGCUGACGGCGACGGUGGAGCUACGGUUCAUAUCCAUUGCAACAGGGGAAGAGAUUAAAGACAAAGUGGUCAAGCAAGACAUCAAGCUGGUGGCGAACGGUACCACGGAUGUUCUGGCAGGGUCGAUUGACAAUGUAAACGAAGAGCCGCACGUGCUGGCGGCCAGAAUCUGGAUCGGGGACGAGGUGGUCUCGCGCGAUACCGACUGGCCGCAGCCGCUGAAAUAUCUGGACCUGUCGGACCGCGGGGUGCAGGUGCGACCGCAGGGCAACACCAUGAUUGUCACGGCGAAGAAACCCACCAAAGGUUUGGUGUUUGAGGAGAGGGAAGGGGUUUUGGUUCACGACAGCGCGAUUGACGUGGUGCCGGGCGACAGGCAAGUGAUUGUAGUGAGAGGGCUCGGACCAAGUGAUGGGCCGCUCAAGUGGAGGCAUCUGGGACUGGGUUGA